CGAGCAGCAAAAGAUAGAAAAAACAGGGUUGGUCUUGUCACUUGUCACAAUUAAAUAAGCAACCGAUCAACAAACUAACUAAUAACUCCAGAAGGACUGCGACAAUCGACGAGUGCAACCACUAGCUAGUAGCUCCUCCGACAUCAAUCGUCAUCUUCCUUUAUUCUCUCUCCAACUCUCGUCAGUCAAGAUGAGUAGUGAUCAUUUUUCUUGGAUUGGUGGUCGCUUGGCAUUUCUGUUGGUGUCCUUUUCGGUUGGAUCCGUGGGCGAUGGGUUGAAUAUUUUCCAAGGCAUUUACUUGGUGGGUUUGGGUUGGAACGAAGGCUCGGUUGGAGUAGCGUUGAGUCUCAUGGGCCUGACGGCAUUGAUAGUGCAGCCCUUUGCUGGCAACUUGGUGGAUGUGACGCCCGUCGAUCGACGUCUCUUUCUAGGGACCGCCGCACUCAUGACGGCAUUUUCGGCAUCGGCCAUUCUCUUUGUCCACGAGGGCAACACGGAUCAUGUCUUGAUUUACGCCACCAAAAUUGUGGAGGGUGUGGCAUCGUCCUUUAUUGCGCCCUGUUUGGCUGCUCUGACGUUGGCCACCUUUGGACCGGAUCAUUUUGAUGCCGUCAUGGCCUCCAAUAUUCUAUGGGGACACGUCGGAACGUCCAUUGCGGCGGUACUGGCUGGUAUUGUCGCCUAUUCGCUCUAUCCCGACAUUCAAUUCUGUUUUCUUGUCAUUGGAGCCAGUGCCCUGCUGGCUGUAUUCUUUACGCAGUUCUUGCCGCAAGGAGAUCAACUCAUGGGACGCGGUUUCGCAGGCACAGUCGCCAUGGAUGAACAGGGACACAUGGAACGCAUUCACCAAAACAACCAGCAAGCCGUGGACUCUACCACCACCAAAAACACACCACCCGAGGCAGCCUCUUACUGGGACGUCUUUUUCGACAAAAAGACAUUGGUUGUUUGCUUGACUGGAUUCUUCUUUCAUUUCGCCAAUGCCAAUGUCCUGCUCGUCUUGGGGGAACUCAUGAGUGGCGACGACGACGGUGGCGUACGACAAUCGGCCAUUCCACUCACGGCGGGAGCCAUUGUAUUGGCGCAACUCACCAUGGCCAUUACCACGUGGGCGGGAGAUCGUCUCACAGUGCGGGGAACGGGACGCAAACCACUCUUUCUGGCGGGUCUACUCACGUUGCCCUUUCGAUGCGCGCUCAUUAUUUGGUGGAAGGAUGCCGGCGAUGCCUUUUUGCUCUCGACACAAGUAUUGGAUGGUAUUGGAGGAGGACUCUUUGGACUCAUUCAUCCCUUUCUCGUGGCGGAUAUUACAUUUGGGACGGGAAGAUUCAAUGUAUUGAUGGGUCUCACGGCGUCUUCCUUUGGUUUGGGGGCAACCAUGUCCAACUUGAUUGGUCAACUCUUGGUCGAAAAGUUUGGGCAUGUCACCAGUUUGACCUGUUCCAUGUGGCUCUCCGUAGUGCCAAUAUUGCUCUUUGGAGGACUCAUGCCAGAAACUUUGGGGCAGCGAGGGUUGGGAGCCAGUAGUCGUAGCGGCAGCAAUCUAGAAGCAGCGGUCGAUGAGACAGGAGCCUACAAGGCGAUUGUCUAACUCGCUCCGUGCCGGCAAUCCACAACCACAAACGGGAUUCUGUAUGCCUCUCUCUACUAUACUAUAGAGUUUUAUACUGUAUCAUAACUAUAGCUAGACCUUUCCUCAGUCU
Molecule: messenger RNA, 1703 nt
Organism: Seminavis robusta
Lineage: Eukaryota; Bacillariophyta; Bacillariophyceae; Naviculales; Naviculaceae
Source: the annotation of a GenBank genome assembly